UGAAAUAACUCACCCCAACAAAGACGCGCGUGACGACAUCCCCUGUGAAGGUCAAGGUAGCAAGAUGAAGGUCACAGCCGUGACCCCACCCGUGGACGUGCUGGGAGAGAGUGGACACUGGGACACUGUGACGUCAUCGCUGCUGUGGGUCAACACGCCGGGCAGAGAGGUCAAGCGGUACCAGGCGGACACUGGGGACGUCACCACUAGGUCCACAGAAGAGCCUGUGAGUUUCUCCGUCCCACGCAGCAAAGGUCAGAGCCUGGUCAUCGCUCAGGGUCAGAGGUUAGAUUUCCUGGACGAGGUCACAGGCGAGCAGACGCCAUUUGCUCCGUCUACGUCACUGAAACUUGCUGAGAACGUAGUCACAAAUGACGGGAAGUGUGACGUCAGGGGAAGGCUGUGGUUUGGAAAAGAAAUUCAACAUGUUGACCUGACCCCCACAACCGGAUGCACAUGCCCGAAUUUUGGCGGGAAGAACUGGGAUGAGCUUUACGUCACCACCACGAAACUGUUCGCGUCACCGGAGCAGCUCAAGUGUCAGCCUCACGCCGGCUCUGUCUACAAGGUCACAGAGCUCGGAGUCAAAGGAAAACGACCUUUUACUUUUGCUGGAUAGGCUAGAUUUGUUAGGUUAUUGAACUAAAGAAAACGACCUUUUACUUUUGCUGGAUAGACUAGAUGUGUUAGGUUAUCGAAAAAAAAGGGAAUCGACCUUUUACUUUUGCUGGAUAGACUAGAUGUGUUACGCUAUUGAACAAAGGAAAACGGACUUUAGAUUUGGUGAAUAGCCCUACAUACGUAGGAUACUACAAUUAAACAAAGGGAAACGACCUUUUACUUUUGAUGGAUAGGCUUGGUGUGUUAGGUUAUCGGACAAAGGGAAACGGCCUUUUACUUUUGAUGGAUAGGCUAGGUGUGUUAGGUUAUCGGACAAAGGGAAACGGCCUUUUACUUUUGCUGGAUCGAUAUGUUGGAUUACUAAACUGAGGAAAACGACUUUUCUUCGAUUUGGUGGAUAGAUAUUUAGGAUAUGCAAAGGGAAAAGGUAUUUUAGAUUUGCUGAAUACAUGCAUUAUGUAGUCGAAACCUGCCAAGACGGCCACCUGUUUAAUACGGCCACCUGUACAAACAGCCACUUUCUAUCCUCCCUCCCUCCCCUGCAUUUUUUAACAAUAUAAUUUCACUGUGAAAAAUAGCCACCUUUUCAACGCGGCCGCAGCUACCCUAUUUUAUCUAGAUCUAUAAGAAGAAAAAAACUGCUUAAGAACGGCCCCACAAAACUCUCAUCGCCCGACGCUUUGUCAUCAUUAUUAUAUUAGUGUUAUUAUCAUUAGUAUUAUCAGAAAUAUUAUCAUAUUAUUAUUAAUAU
Molecule: messenger RNA, 1372 nt
Organism: Aplysia californica (California sea hare)
Lineage: Eukaryota; Metazoa; Mollusca; Gastropoda; Aplysiida; Aplysiidae
Product: regucalcin
Biological process (GO): L-ascorbic acid biosynthetic process
Molecular function (GO): calcium ion binding; gluconolactonase activity; enzyme regulator activity
Source: RefSeq, a predicted model, not a curated record